GCUAUCAGUUUUUGCGCGCCAUCUGACAUUUCGGCAGUCCUGAGGCGCUCGUAGCACUAUUCCAGCACAGGAUGACAGUGAUAGGUUCAGCUGUGCGUGGUCUGGUAAAGGAGGCAUGCCGCCUGGCCGAUGCCGGCGGGGCCGGCGCGUUGCCAGCUGCGGCCGAGCUAGUGCAGUCGACACUGCUGGAAGCCCACCCCGCCGUCGCCUUGCGCGAGCUGCCGGAGCGCCGCAGUCGCGCCUCCUCUUCUAGCGGCCAGCAGACAGGUGAUGUGGCAUCCGAAGCUAGCCCAGACCCUUGGAGCCAGGCACGGCUGUACCUGCAGCAGCUGCAAGCUGAGCAGGGGCGGCAGCAGGAACAGCAGCAACGGGAACAGCCAGGUUGGGAAGUGCGCGAGGCAGGCGCCCCGGCUGGGGCCUCAGGCCAAGACGCCGGCGCAUCAGCAGGCGCCGGCUUUACGGAUGCUGUGCGGUCCGCCUUCUUUUGGCAGUGCUUUGAGCCGUGGGCGUCCGUGAUGCUGACUGCCUCGGGCGCCUCCGGCCCACCCAGUCGCCUGCAGCUGCUGCUGCGCGCACUGCUGCAGCUGGCGCCGGCGCCCGUGCUGCUGCAGUCGCUGGCAAGUCAUCUGUCCACUGUGGCUCCGAUGCGCGCUGCCGCGGUCGGGGGCGCGGCCCACGUGACUGCGCUCGGCGCAGAGGCGGCCGCGGCGGCGCUGGCGCAGCGCUUCGUCGCGCCCGGCUGCAGUGGCGUGGCCGAGCUGCUGACGUGCCAGGCGGCCGCGACGCUCGCGCGGCAGGGACGGCAGGGGCAGGGCCAGCAGGGGCAGGGCCGGCAGGGGCAGGAUGUGUCGGGAGCGCAGCAGCAGCUGUUACGGCAGCUGCUGCUGGCGCCGCCCGAUGCGGCUGCCGGCGGCGGCGGCGGCGGCGGUGGUGAGGACGGUGCACUUGGCGCCGGCGCGCUGGCGGGUCUGCUGGUGUCGCUGCCGGACCGGGCUGCUGGAGUGCUGGCUGGCCGCGGCCGGAUGUGGCUAGGCAGAUUCGACGAUGGGGAUCAGGAGGAAGUGGAGGAGCAGGAGCAGGCAGCGGGGCUGGCUGGAGGCAGCUCUCGGGGGCUUGUGGGGGCGCGGCUGGGCCUCCUGAGCCCCGCUGCUUUUUCCUGGCGGGUGUUGCUGCAGCUGCUGGCGGUGCUGCGGGACCCGCAGGCGGAGGCGGGACGGGCCCUGGAGCAGAUGUACAGGCGGUGGCAGCAGCAGUGCGGGCAGCAGGAGCGGUCGCAGCAGCCAGAACACGCGGGGCAGCAGGCCUCAACAGGCAACGGGGAUGGCGACGUUGACAACAGCAGCGGGAGCGGGAGCGGGCCGGCAAGCGCAGCUGGUACCAACGGCAGCACGGCCCCCGAGUGUCCGCAGCAGCACGCGCUGGACCCGGGAGUCCUGAGGGCCGCGGCGGCGGAGCUGGCGGGCGAUGUGGCGGCGGCGGCGGUCGGGCUGCUAGCGGAGCUGGCGGAGCGACUGGCGGUGCGGGGGCAGGCGGCGGCUGUAGCAGACGCGCUGCUGGCGAGCUGUCCCAGUCUGGCUGUAGCAUACGAGCUGGGGCCUGGUGCGUCCGGCAGUAGCAGUGACGCGGGCGGCGACAGCUGGGCCGAAGCCGAGGCACGGCUGCGGGAGGGCGUGGAGGCGGCGUUGUUGCGUUUGGUUGACGCAAGCCCUGCAGCCGCUGAUAAGCUGCUGACAGCGCUGCUGGACCGCGCUGUGGCCGCCGCUGCCAUCGCAGUUGCCGGUGACGAGGCAGCACCUGGCGCGCCGGGGCAAAAGCAAGAUGGGGCAGCGACGCCCGGGGUGGCGGCAGCAGACCUGGCGGAGGCGAUGCGGCAGCGGCGGCGCGAGGAGUUCCUGGGUCUGACGCCGCCGCUGGCGCCGGCGGCAGUGGCGGCGGCGGUGGCGGCGCUGCGGCUGCUGCUGCCGCCGGCUGUGGCGGCGCACGGGGCUGUGUCGUACGUGCUGGCUGACGCCAUGUGGCUGUCGCUGCGGCGGCCUGCACUGCCGUACGACUGCAUGCAGGUCCUGGCCGCGGCGCUGCCCGCCCUGUACCCAGCCGGCGACAACGGCGGCCGCCAGCACGCCGCCGCCGCCUGCGCGCUCGCCGCCGCCUGGGCCGACGCCGCCGCCGUCACGCGCACGCCGCCGCAGCGCCACGGCUCGCUCUCCAUCUCGCUGCUCCUGCUACUCGCACGGCUGCCCGGCGACGUCGGCACCGCCGCCGGCGCCGCCGCCAGCCGUACCGCCGUCGAGUCCACACCCGGCCUGAUGGGUGGGGUGCUGGCGGGUGUGUCGGCACGGCUGGGAAGUCCGCUGGCGGGGGUGCGGCAGGCGGCCAUGCGUGUGGGUCGCGGCCUGAGUCGGCUGCUUGACCCCAGUGCGGACCUGUUUGGGGACCUGGGGGUGGACGUGAGCGCGCUGGCGGUGGAGGAGCUGUGGCCAGGGGCCCUUCCGCGCCAGCUGCUCUGGCGCUCCCCCGCAGCGGACGCAGCAGCAGCAGCAGCAGCAGCAGCAGCCUCCGCCUCUGCUGGGGCAGCUGCAGCUGCAGCUGCAUCCCCCAAGCGUCAACCCACCACCAGCAAAGUAUCGGCAACGCCUGCUGUUGCCGGAACCGUGGUUGGUGGCGCCGCCGCCUCUGCGGCCGCCGGGGACGGCGACGACAAUGACGGCGCCGCCAGCAUUCACACCACCACCGACAGCGAUGACGAGGAUCCGGAGGAUCUUGAGGAUGAAGAUGAGGAAGAUGAGGAGCUACGGCCGCUGGGUGCGAGUGUGGAGGAGAUGGAGGGCGACGCGGGCGCGGACGAGUGGCGGCGCGCCGAGGCGCCGGCGCUGCAGCUGCGGUCUGUGGCGGCGGCGCUGCGCAAACAAGACGACGUGGGCGGCGUGCUCAAGGCGCUGGGGCGACUGGAGGCGCUGAUCCGCGCCGCCCCCGAUGAGCUGGGGCUUGCGGCUCCGGAGCUGGUGCGCGCGCUGCUGCACUGCCGCGUGCCCGAGUGGGCGGAGUCGGAGCCCGAGCAGCAGAGCGCGCCGGGGCAGCAGAAGAAGCCGGGGCAGGGGCAGGGGCAGCAGGAUGGCGCUGGUGGCGGAGGGGGCGCCAGCGGAGGCGGUGCGGCGCUACAGCGGAUGCGGUGCCUUGUGGCGCUGCUGGCGGUGGCGCCCCUGCCAGCCGGCGACGCGCUGCUGCCCGAGGUCUACUCGCCGCACCUGGACACGCACCAGCGCUUGACGCUGCUGGACGCGCUGGCGGCGGCGGCGGCGGAGCUGGCGGCGGACCCGCGGGCCGCGCCGCGACUGGCGCAGGGCCCCGGCGGCCGACCCGUGCUGGAGAGGGGCCCGGCGGCGGCGCCCGCGGCACCGGCGCUUACGGCAGGCUGGCAGGGAGGGGAAGCGAUGGCGGCGGGUGGCGCAGGCGCGCUGGGCGGCAGGCGCGGCCCGAAGACGCGGGUGUGGGCGCCGGCGGCGCUGCGGAAGCGGCGGGAGGAGGAGCAGGCGGUGGCGGCGGGGCGGCAGGGCGCGGGGCCGGGCGGCGCACACACGUACCGCAACCGGUUCGCGGACGUGGCACUGCGCUGGGCCGCGGGGCUGCUCCGGGAGGUGGACCGUGUGAAGCACGGUGUGGACCUGCUGGGUCGCGACCACGUGGUGCUGGGCCGCCUGCUGGCGGUGCUGGGCGGCUUCGCGGAGGCGGCGGCGGGCAGCACCGCGGCGCCGCCACUGGCCAACGCCACACUGGAGCUGCUGCGCUCGCCGCAGGUGCAUGAGCACCCGGAGCCCUUCGUGCGGCGCGCCGCGCUGCUGGCGGCGGGCCAGGUGCUGGGCCACCUGCCGCCGCCGGCCGUGGCGGCGGCGCUGCUGGGCGGCGGCGGGUCUGGCGGCGCCAGUGUGCUGGCGGCAGCGCUGCCGGGUGGCGGCGGGCCGGGCGGCGGCGGCCGCGACGGCGGCGGCCUGGGCGAGCGGCUGGAGUGGGUAGCGGGCUGGAGCCGGCGUGUGGCGGCCGAGGACGGCGACCCGCACUGCCGCCUCAUGGCGCAGGCCUGCGUCAACCUGCAGUCGGACCUGGCGUCGCGCUGCCUGGCGUCCCUCCAAGACGCGGCCAGCACAGCAGCAGCUGGUGGCGGCCUGGGCGGCGGCGGCGGCGGUGUGCCGCAGGUGCUGGGUCUGGGGCAGACGGCGCGGCUGCUGGCGGGCGCCUCGGAGCCGCUGGGGCUGGGUCCCGGGCGCACGGGUGGCAGGGGCGGCGGCAGCGGUGGGCCGUGGGGCCUCUCGGCGGCGCUGGUCACGGACCUCAGCGCGUAGCCACUGAGGAGCGGUACAGCGCCGCGGGUGGCAAUGGAAAGCACUGCGGAUGUUGUGGAACGUGAAGUGGCCGUGAGUGCAUGGUGCGUCAGACAGCGCGAUGGCCGGCGUCGCCGGGGGACGGCGGAAUGGGUCCCAUGUCUAUGCUAGUGGAGUAGGGUAGGUGUGCGAUGGGACAGUGGUACGGCAAGUUGGUACAGUCCCGUAGGGUGCAGCUGAUUCCCAGAACCCAACAAAUGGCACACAAUUGGCAACGGCAGGGCAGGAGUGCGCGGCUGGUCGAACGCCGGAGUUACUGUACCGACGAGUUGCUGGCUGGCUGGAAGUUUGCUGACGCGCAUUCCUCACGCUCCGGGCGCCCGGCCAGGCGAUAGCACCACACAGACACAGCGCAACGACACACUCGCGAGGCAGAGCCGCAUCGCACCUGCAGGAAGGUGACCAGCGUCCACGGAUGAGCACCAGAGGCAACCACAGAGAAAAUGCAAACGGAAUGCAGCAAAGCAAUGGCCGGGCGACAGUGUGACAGGAGUGGAGUAGGGUAGGUGGCAGGGAGGUGCGGGGCGGUCACCGGCAGGCGGUGGAGGGUAGUGAGGUGUUGUGAGCGGUUCUCUGCCGUCGUUGGUGUCAGGUAAUGCAGAUGCCCGGACGGCCCGAUGACCUGUAACCUCGCCCACUG
This is a messenger RNA of Chlamydomonas reinhardtii, 5016 nucleotides long. RefSeq lists its product as uncharacterized. Gene Ontology annotation, molecular function: telomeric repeat DNA binding; Hsp90 protein binding. The coding region runs from base 72 to 4337 and encodes 1421 amino acids. Gene Ontology annotation, cellular component: cytosol. Gene Ontology annotation, biological process: protein stabilization; telomere maintenance via telomerase. The record is from RefSeq and is a predicted model, not a curated record. NCBI's taxonomy places the organism in Eukaryota, Viridiplantae, Chlorophyta, Chlorophyceae, Chlamydomonadales, Chlamydomonadaceae. The transcript has 10 exons.